Molecule: messenger RNA, 284 nt
Organism: Geodia barretti
Lineage: Eukaryota; Metazoa; Porifera; Demospongiae; Tetractinellida; Geodiidae
Source: the annotation of a GenBank genome assembly
UGCACGAGAGCUAAUAAUAAAUAAUUAGUAAGUGGAGCUGCAUGAGUGCUCGACAUUCAUCUGAUGACAAUAAUAAAAGUGAAUAAUAAUUAUUGUGAUUAUAAUAAUGGCUGGAAUAACAACAAAAAUUGCUAUUGUAUGCUGAAAAGGAAGUACUAAGUGUGAUGGUUAUGAUGAAUGUCACCAGUGCAGAGUUUGUGGGAUUUCAAAAUAAUGCUGACUUUUAUACAAAACAUAGUUUAUGCUACAGAUGUGGAUUACAUGAGACCAAUCAGAGCAUUGCA